GGUGGGUGUGUUGUGAAGUGUUGGCGGCGCGGUGCUCUGCUUCCCCGCCACGGCCGCUCUCUCUCUCUCUCAACAGGUGGCAAAUCCCUGGAAUAUUGUUACCUCACACAGUCCUCAGGGAAGAGAGUUAUCUGCCCAACCCGUAGUGACUUUAUUAACUAGAGGCGAGCAGCGGCGACGCGUGCGUGCGAGCCGCGCGCCCCGCCGCGGUGAGGCUGUGGCGACACCAGCGAGGAGAGAGGAAGAAAAAAUGUGGCUUAGAGUGUGAUUAAUUAGUGAACAAUUGAGACCUCCCUGCACACUCCCUGUGCAGGCCCGGUGCAGGCGCUGACGCAGGGCAUCCCGGGCUGCGGGGCUGGCGAGGCUCUGCAGGCGACCGUGAAGGGAGAUUUGUAUACAAAAAAGUGUGCAAGUGUCAUUCAUAACUCGUCCGAGACUCAUCAGGUUACCCCGGCACCAGCGGCGGCGAUGAAUGAAUGAGUGACCCACGGAGCUGUAAGCGAGAACGUGGCUACCUUGAGGGACAUGCUAGAGGUACGUGUAAUGUCGAGGAAGGACACCCAUAGAUACUGGAGACCCCUGGACGACGGUGUGCUGGAGGAGGGUGAGGGAGAGGGAGCAAUCAACCUGUCAGCCAGGCCCUCAAGACAAACAUCUCCCCUCGACCCUGACCAGGUACGUGUUUGUCUUCCUUUCUCUCCUCUCCCCCCUAAUGCCCCCCGUCGUCUGCAGAGGGCCCCCACCCCCAAGACGAUGGUGAUGGGACCAACGAAGAAAUCAUCAGAGGGAGGCAUCAGCCCUGAACUAGGGGGCGCACGAGCUCUGGAGGGGCGCGACACCCCCGCUAGCCGCCUCUCCCCUCACCUGCAUGCCGCCAGUGCACCUGUCGGCCCCCCUACCUCCAACCAAGGGCUCCACAACCUCAUCAUGGCUCCCGCACUGCAGCAGAUGUCCCACCUACUGCACCAGCAACUCAUCAACCCUGCCCAGAUUCAGUCCCUCAUGCACCACCAGACUGUGAUGCUACACCAGCAGCAGCAGCAUCAGCAGCUGGCGGAGUUGGGGCGAAAACAGCUGGAACAAAUACUGCAGCAGCUUCAGGAGCAACUGCAGGUCAACCUUAUACAGCAGACCCAGCUCAUGCAAACCCCCGAUAAAACGAAGGUGUCCGGGCCCUUGGCGCAGCUCGGGGCGCAGCAGCAGCAGUUGGUACAGCAGCUGCAGGCCGUACAGCGCCAGUACCUCCUGCAGUCCGGCCUGCACCCUGGCCUGCACCACCACAAUGGAGAGACAAGAUCUCCGCCAGGUGUCCCCAGCGAAGGGAACUCGUGGAAGGACAGGAGUGAGCGAUCCGAGACGCCCUCCCCGCACCACCACCACAACAACAACAAUAACAACAACAAUAACAACGAGAGAGAUCAGAAGCCAAUGCCUCCUCCCUCUGCUAAUGGUCGCGAGAUGAACGGCUUGGGCGGCGAGGACGAGGACAUGACAGGAAGGCGCACCGGUCACCCUCUCUAUGGUCACGGGGUGUGCAAGUGGCCGGGCUGCGAGGCGAUCUGUGACGAUAACCACACCUUUCACAAACACCUCAACACGGAACACACGCUUGACGACAGAUCGACGGCGCAGGCGAGGGUACAGAUGCAGGUCGUGAGUCAGCUGGAGCGACAACUCACCAAGGAACGGGACCGCCUGCAGGCCAUGAUGAACCACUUACAUAUGAACAAGCAGCAGCAGCAACAACAGCAGCAGCAGCAGCAACAGCAACAGCAGCAACAGCAACAGCCGCCACAUCUACCGCCACCUCGCGUUUCCUCCCCCGAGCCGCCGCCCCCGCAGCCCAAGCCCCUGGUGGAGCCGCCCACGCAGAGCCCCGGCGGCAUCCUCCCGAAGCUCGGCAUGAACCCCAGCCUGUUGGGCGGCGGCGUGCUGGGCCCCAACCCCCUGGGCCUGCCGCACUCCCCCAUGGCGCAGAUGUCUCCAGUCUCCCUCUUCGGCGGCAUCGGCUCGCGGCACCCCCCACUCCUGCAGCCCCCCACCCCGACCACCUGCGGCCCCCUGCGCAGGAGACUGACUGACAAGAACGCCCUUCUCACCCCAGGGCCACUAGAGGACUCCCAAGUGACUAGAAGGCGCCUUGCAGACCGUGCUGCUUUAGACGUUACUGAAGAAAUUCAGAGGAAUCGAGAGUUUUAUAAGACCACUGAGGUGCGGCCGCCAUUCACCUACGCCUCACUAAUACGCCAGUCCAUCAUUGAGUCCCCGGACAAACAGCUCACCCUCAACGAGAUAUACAAUUGGUUCCAGAACACAUUUGCUUACUUCCGACGCAAUGCAGCAACAUGGAAGAAUGCGAUCCGCACCAACCUCUCGCUGCACAAGUGCUUUGUGCGCUAUGAGGACGACUUUGGCUCAUUCUGGAUGGUAGACGACGCAGAGUUUGUGAAGCGACGCCACCUCUCCCGCGGCCGCCCCCGGAAAUAUGAACCCAACACCCCACCACCACUUCACCAAACCCUCCACCCAGGGCUACCGCCAAACCAAGGGGUCCCCAUGGCCUUCCAUGCGGCUUUCCCGACCCAGUCAGGGCCGCUCCCGCCCCCACAAGGUGUGUCCAGCAAAAGCCCCACACUAACCAGCAGCCCUACACUGUAUGGCGAGGCUCUUAAUGCAAGCCUACAGUACCCUGCAUGUCUGCUGAUCGACAAACUUUGCCACCAGGCCGCCCUUGCCGACUCCAACCUGCCGAUGCUGAACAAUGCCUUCAGCCACGCCUCUAGCAUGGACAAGGGCAGCUCCCCCCCGAUGUCCUACCACGAGGCAAUGCCCCGCCACGAGGAGGAGGAGGAGGCCCAGCACAGGGAAAGAGAGAGGGAGCAAGAAGAGGAGAAUGAAGAGAACUUUCCCUCCCAGCUGGUAAAGCAGGAGAUGACGGAGGAGGAGAGUCCGAUGGAGACGCAGAGGGAGUGCGAGGAGGAUGCCCCCCACCCGUCCUCCCCCAUGUCCCACUUCCGCCACUACUCCGGGAUGGAGGAGGACCGGCCCAGGUCCCGGAGUCCCCUUCCCCCCAGUCCCGUGUCCCAGCACCCCCCGCCCCCAGUUUCUCACGCGGUGCCGCACGUGCCAACCACACUGGGGAUGCCGCCGCCCCUGCAGCUGCUGCACGAGGCUCACAUGCGUCAGGGACCUCCUCUAGAAGGCUAGUGAUGUAGUGACGGGCAGUGAUACAAACUUCCCAGUGAUUUUCAACCCAUAAACAAUCUUAACUCGACUGCCAUCGUUGUUCAAGCGUCCGGCCGGCCGCACGAGGGCCGGCCGCCAAGAAGACUCCAUUGUGAGAUGGUUAUCAUCUCAUCCUUAUUCAGACUGUUCUUCAUAAUAUUUUUCAAUAUUUGAAACCGGCUUGCACAAGUGACUUUGGAAAGCUUGAGAAAGGAUGGAAGAGUGUGUUAUUUUUACACUGGUGGAAUUAAGCGUUCUAUUAGACUUAUUUUUUUCAUAUCAGACUAGUCUUACUUAAGGCACUGUCAUCAGUCAUGGCACAAGUGUUGAUGUACUCCUGGUGAUGGAAGGAAGCUUGUUUUGUACAGGACUAAACAAGGAUGUGAUUGCAUACUGUAGUAAAGUAGUCAUGUAUGUAGAACGGCAGACACACAGUGGAACUUGCUUCACAUAGUGUAGUGUAGACUAAGAGGACAGGCGGUCAAACCACCACCUGUGUACCAUUCCUAGAUGGGUCUGCAAGAUCCUACUGUGCUUUUCUAGCCCCUGUUUCUUGUCAACCUUUGCCCAGUGUUAUGCUGCUCAUGCUUGCACCUCCUGCAAUCUCAUUAAGGUUAAAGUGAUGCAACCAUUGGCACGACGUUUACACACGGUGUUCGUGGCAGUAAAAUGUAACUAAAUCACAAGUAAAAAGAGGUUUCAAGUGCCAUAUAAAAAUUUGAGAGUGAAUGGAACUUAGCAAACAAACAAACAAACAAACAAACAGGUGAAAUUUGAUCUCAUCUCGAAGCGACAAGUAGCUCUUCCAUGACAAUGACAGCCGAGGGAGUCAGUCUGCCCGGCUGGGCCUCCCAUAGUCACCAAGGUAGACUGUUGACUAUCAAGGUAUUAUGUAUUUUACCUGCAAAGUUACAAGGUUUGUUAAUGGUAAUUUUAAGAUUCACCAUUAUUUUUUAUAUGAUGCAUUUUUUUUGUGAAAUGUGCUUCUUUUCUCCUCCCCCUCCCCCUCCCCUGUAAUGUUACAAGAGUACCCGCUGUUAGCAUUUACUGUAAGUGCACAGUAUUCUUCAUUUUGUACUGCUGUAGUCCUGUACCUCAAGCAAUCCCACCUACGUCAUUAUUUAUUUGUAAUUUAUAUUCUAGAUUAAGUGGGGUUAGGACAGCACAGAAACAAGAUCCAUAGAAUUAUAGUUACCUAGUGUAAUUUUAGGGUUAAAAUUACCAUCCCAAACCUGAAAAAAAAAGUAAAAAAAAGGAGAGAUCAAGUUACCCAAUUUACCGAAUCUUGGAACUCAAUUGUAAAACUUUCAAAACCACAAAACAUGAUCUAAGUUACAAUAAAAUUUGAGCAUUUCCUUUUCAUCUACAUGACCACAGCAAUCAUCAACCAAUAGAGCAGCGUGAAUGCAAACAUUGUGUGUGGGUUUGGGUGUACUUUGCAGUUUAUACUAAAAAUACAGUUUUAUACUCACGAUAAAUGCAAUCAGGUAUUUAGUUUUGAAUUUUGAUGAGAGACAACACAAACACAACUUUUGGCAUGGCUAAGCAUACACACACAAACAUACAAACACACACACACACACACACACACACACACACACACACACACACACACACGCAAGGAAAGCCCGUGGACAGACAGAGACAGUGUUGCGUAUACUCUCCCAAAAGUACAUAAUAGGCUUGAUAAGUAGAAGCCUUGUAGAAUGGACCACUGUUGUAGAAUGCAUUUUUUAAGAUGCUAAAAAGUAAUGCAUGCCCACGAUGGGUACUGUAUUAUUUGUAGGAUAGUUUUGCUGUGUUAGGGACUCAGGACUACUGUGGGGUAUGUACAAAACUUUUCAGAUCUUUUUACUCUCUCUGAUACCUAGACGUAACUUGUUAGGUAUUCCGGUGUUAACUUUAUCAACUUUUAACUUUUACGACCCCCGAGCUGCCUCCCCUCCGCGGCUCCUUCCCUCUUUCGAGAUUAGUGAUACAAACGGUGUCGCCCCAUGGUAGUUUUGCCUCCAAUAUUGCCAUGUGUUCCUGUUAUUCGCGAGUCACAAGGUAGUUGAUGAGCUUCUUGUAGUACAUUCCCCGUGGGUGACCAAACCCAGUCCCUAAGCAAUAACUGUCAGAUGUACUUAUUGUGAAGAACAAAUGUUGCCCACCUCCUAUCUGCAGGUCCCAGCUGCUGUCACACACUGGCUCUGUGUAAGCAAACAUGAGUGACUGUCGUAGAGUAACUCCCCACUUUUUUGCAUUUUAAAAGUUGUAUGAGGAAAACUGUAAUGUUACCAGUGAUGUUGCUUGCAGAGGGCUGGCUAUGUGGAAUUGGAUGAGGCUCUAAAUCAUAGACCAUAGUAUACUCCAUAAUUAAGAAUUAAUGUCAUAUGCAUCACACCCUUAACAAGCACUGUAAGUCAUACCACAUUUGUUCAAAGUGGAAUGUGAAAGCCUUGAUCAUAAAGAUGUGAUGAUAACUUCUAAAAUAUAUGUAAAUAUAAAAAAAGAAAACUUGU
Molecule: messenger RNA, 5729 nt
Organism: Scylla paramamosain (green mud crab)
Lineage: Eukaryota; Metazoa; Arthropoda; Malacostraca; Decapoda; Portunidae
Gene: FoxP
Product: forkhead box protein P2-like
Exons: 20
Coding region: 526-3207 (893 amino acids)
Biological process (GO): regulation of transcription by RNA polymerase II
Cellular component (GO): nucleus
Molecular function (GO): RNA polymerase II cis-regulatory region sequence-specific DNA binding; DNA-binding transcription factor activity, RNA polymerase II-specific
Source: RefSeq, a predicted model, not a curated record